AUGGCGACGCCCGAUCAGGAAGCAAUCGACACGUUCAUGAACAUCACGGGCGUCGAUGAGGCCACCGCCAUACGGAAGCUUGAGGAUCACCAUGGCAAUUUGAAUGCAGCUGUGAAUGCACAUUUUGGUGAAGGGGAUCAAAACCUAACUCAAGAAACAUCUUUUGCUGCUCCCCAAGAUGAUAUGGAGAUAGAUGAUCCACAACCGUUCGAGUCCCGCAGACCUAUUUCUUCACCAUUCCCAUUUGCCAGGGAUUUGAACCCUUUCUCUCUCCUGGAUCCCAACUUCACCAGAAAUAUAUUUGGUAUUGGUAGUGCUCCAGCUCCAUCACCUUUUGUCUCACACCCGAGAGAGGUGAGGGAAAUCCCAAUUGAGGUGAAAGACGGGAUUGGAGCAUCCAGUCAAUCUGGUGGUGCUCUCAGGAUUGAAGAUGUAACUGAAACUGCGCGUGAACAUGGUCCUGAGAUUCGUGGAAUGGUUAUAAUUGAUGAUGAAGUCGAUGAAAGAAGUUCACCGAAUUCGCCAAUCACACAAGCUGUCGGGCACGGGACUGGAGGCACCUCCACUAAUUAUAGACCAAGUGCUCCCACUGUUAUUGAUGUGCCUGACUAUGGAGAUGAGAUAGAAGAAGAAAUGAUUCGAGCUGCUAUUGAGGCUUCCAAGCAGGGUGUUAGAGUGCCAAAUCAAUUAUUUGACGAUCAUCUUGGUGCCAGGGACCCCUCUUCUCAGCAAGGAGGACAGUCUCACCAAGAAGAUGCUGAGCUUGCACGUGCCGUUUCAUUGUCAUUGCAGGAAAUCGAGAGACAACUAGCUGCAAAAGAAGCUUCUCUUCCUCAGGAGCCAACAGCAGAUGAUGAGAAUGCUGUUACCCUCCUUGUGCGUAUGCCGGAUGGAAAUAGACGAGGGCGGCGCUUUCUGAAGUCAGACAAGCUACAGUGUCUGUUUGACUUCAUUGAUGUUGGCAAAGCGGUCAAACCUGGCAGCUACCGAUUGGUGAGGCCAUAUCCUCGGCGUGCAUUUAGUGAUGGAGACAGUACCUCAUCUCUUCAUGACUUGGGUCUAACCAGCAAACAGGAAGCCUUGUAUCUGGAGUUGAUCUAG
This is a messenger RNA of Striga hermonthica, 1101 nucleotides long. The record is from the annotation of a GenBank genome assembly. NCBI's taxonomy places the organism in Eukaryota, Viridiplantae, Streptophyta, Magnoliopsida, Lamiales, Orobanchaceae.